Messenger RNA from Xiphophorus maculatus (southern platyfish), 2628 nucleotides. RefSeq names its product gamma-aminobutyric acid type A receptor gamma3 subunit (gene gabrg3). Gene Ontology annotation, molecular function: transmitter-gated monoatomic ion channel activity involved in regulation of postsynaptic membrane potential; GABA-A receptor activity; benzodiazepine receptor activity. The record is from RefSeq and is a predicted model, not a curated record. Gene Ontology annotation, cellular component: neuron projection; synapse; postsynapse. NCBI's taxonomy places the organism in Eukaryota, Metazoa, Chordata, Actinopteri, Cyprinodontiformes, Poeciliidae. The coding region runs from base 4 to 1347 and encodes 447 amino acids. Gene Ontology annotation, biological process: signal transduction; regulation of postsynaptic membrane potential; chloride transport. The transcript is spliced from 9 exons.
GACAUGACGCGCGCUUCCUUGGCUGGCGUCGGACUUCUGUCGAUCCUUUUCACCUGUUCUUUAGCGGUGCAGUAUGAGGAGGACUACGAGGAUGUGACUGUGAACCAAAUGCUGGCUCCUAAAUCCCAGGAAACAGACACCACGGAAAUCCUCAAUAAUUUACUCAAAGAGUAUGACAAGAAGCUGAGGCCGGACAUUGGAGUGAAACCAAUUGUCAUAGAUGUGGAUAUAUUUGUGAACAGCAUCGGACCGGUGUCUUCAAUCAACAUGGAGUACCAAAUUGACAUCAUCUUCGCCCAGACGUGGACAGACAGCCGCCUCAGAUAUAACAGCACAAUGAAAAUACUGACCUUGAACAGCAACAUGGUUGGACUCAUUUGGCUGCCGGACACCAUCUUCAGAAACUCCAAGACCGCAGACUCCCAUUGGAUCACAAUGCCGAACCAGCUGCUCAGGAUAUGGAACGACGGAAAAAUACUUUACACCUUAAGGUUAACUAUAAAUGCUGAGUGCCAGCUGCAGCUACACAACUUUCCAAUGGACGAACACUCGUGCCCGCUCAUCUUCUCCAGCUACGGAUACUCGCAAGACGAGAUGAUUUACAAGUGGAGGAAGAACUCGGUGGAGGCGGCCGACCAGAAGUCCUGGCGUCUGUACCAGUUCAACUUCAUGGGCCUCAGAAACACAACGGACGUCAUAAAGACGACGGCGGGUGACUACGUGGUGAUGACGGUGUAUUUUGACCUGAGCAGACGGAUGGGCUACUUCACCAUCCAGACCUACAUCCCCUGCAUUCUCACCGUGGUUCUCUCCUGGGUUUCCUUCUGGAUCAAAAAGGACGCCACUCCGGCCAGAACGGCUCUAGGGAUAACCACAGUCCUCACCAUGACCACUCUGAGUAGUGUGGCCAGGACGUCGUUACCCAGAGUGUCUUACGUCACCGCCAUGGACCUUUUCGUCACCGUUUGCUUCCUGUUUGUCUUUGCUGCCUUGAUGGAGUACGCAACGUUAAAUUACUACUCAUACAGCAUUCGGAGGCCGAGCUACAUGGAACCUCAAAGGCUGAACUUCUCUGUGCUGGACGUGAGGCCUCCUCCGCACACCGUCAUCGCUCUAAACAACGCCAUGUACUGGCAGGAGUUCGAGGACGCCUGCGUCUACGAGUGUCUGGACGGGAAAGACUGCCAGAGCUUCUUUUGCUGCUUUGAAGAAUGCAAAGGAGGCGCUUGGAGAAGAGGAAGAGUCCACAUAGACCUACUGGAACUGGACGCGUACUCGCGUGUGUUUUUCCCCACAUCCUUUUUGCUGUUCAACAUUGUGUACUGGGUCGGAUAUCUCUACCUUUAAGUACAACGCACUCGGCAGAACUGGAAUCAAAAGUCAGAAGGUAAUGGCCGUUAGUAGUGAUGUAUUAUUUGUGACAGCAAAUAAGCUCUUUGGAAGGAUCUACCUGGAUAAGAGAGCAACAUCCGGCCUGUUUCUGCUGUGGGGGCGAGAAUCCAACACAGCAGAGUUUCCCUUUGUUUUGCUGUGUCGACUCAGAAAGGACUGUGGGGACAAACGGGCAGCGAGCCGCACACCGGGACUCCAGUCUGCUCAGGCAGGUAGACGGCUCUGUGUUGUAGGAAUACUGUUCUCCAGCCGUCGGUCGAGUCGAGCCGAUGAAAAUCCAAGGACACACAAACCGUUCCUAGUGCCUUCCUUUGGAGGGGUAGAUGCUAUCCGUAACAAUAAUCAGGGAGUUAUCGUUUAUAGAGUAGAUGGGAAGAGCCUGGAUUUGACUGAUUAUCAAUAAGUUUAUGAAGUAGUCACGUGGUACAAUAAACACACUUAUUGUUGGAAUAUCUUCACCGUUACUUUCAGCUAUUUGAUGGGACAAGCUAUGAGGUGUUACCCGAAUCAAGGUUUAAAAUUUUUGUAGUUAUAUUGGUUUUGCAGUCCUUUUAAAACCCUUUGUGUCCUAAAUUUAAAAUGUCCACCUGGAUAUUUUUACUCAUUUUAAUUCCACGCAGUUCUCUAAAUGUCCUGUGACUAAAAUAAAUUAUCGUAAUAACCCGAUAUUGGCUGGAAAGCGCAACGUCUCCCCUUUCAGAAACACUUGGAAUUUUUCAGAUAGCGCUACCGUGUGGAGGAAUUACGGUACUGCAAGUUUGGCUGGAUCACCGGCGCUCCGUUUAGGACUUUUAAUAAGAUGCCAGAGAAAGUUCCAGAGUAAUGUGUGUUUUCUCUGACGGUGUGGAUCACAGAAAAAUGCAGCUUGUCCCCUCCCCCACCUGUUACUGCACACUGCAGCUGGUUGAACGAAGGCUGUUACCAUUUUGCUUUUGCCUACAUGUAAGACAAACACCCAACACCAUUUGAUCCGCUUGGCGUCCCAUUAAUUUAACGCAGAUGGUCCAAUGAUAGCAGCUCAACUGUUAGACUUGAUAUAUUUAUUGGGUGUUUAUUCUAUAAACAAUAAUCGUAAUUAUAAGUAUGCUACUUCAGCAGAAGUAUAAAUAGUUGUUGCUUUUCCAUUUACGCACAAGCAGUUAUGUCAAGUUUUAUAUUUUAUAAAAAAAAUUUUUACAUUACUACAACAAUGAAUGCUGCUUUCUACCAUUUUUACUCUCUGUUAUAAUCCAUGUU